Molecule: messenger RNA, 1566 nt
Organism: Ictidomys tridecemlineatus (thirteen-lined ground squirrel)
Lineage: Eukaryota; Metazoa; Chordata; Mammalia; Rodentia; Sciuridae
Gene: Reep3
Product: receptor accessory protein 3
Biological process (GO): endoplasmic reticulum tubular network organization
Cellular component (GO): cytoplasmic microtubule; endoplasmic reticulum membrane; endoplasmic reticulum tubular network
Molecular function (GO): microtubule binding
Source: RefSeq, a predicted model, not a curated record
GGAGCCAGCGAGCGCGCGGCCUGCCGUUGGCGGCCUGGUUCGCUGAGCUCGGCGCCCAUCCGCCCCGGAGUCGGGGCCUCAGCCCGCGGGAAGAUGGUGUCCUGGAUAAUAUCCCGAGCCGUGGUACUGGUGUUUGGAAUGCUUUAUCCUGCAUAUUAUUCAUACAAAACUGUGAAAACAAAAAACGUGAAGGAGUAUGUUCGAUGGAUGAUGUACUGGAUUGUUUUUGCCCUCUACACUGUGAUUGAAACAAUAGCAGAUCAAACGGUUGCUUGGUUUCCUUUGUACUAUGAACUGAAGAUUGCUUUUGUCAUAUGGCUGCUCUCUCCCUAUACCAAAGGAGCAAGUUUGAUAUAUAGAAAAUUCCUUCAUCCACUUCUUUCUUCAAAGGAAAGGGAGAUUGAUGAUUAUAUUGUACAAGCAAAGGAACGAGGCUAUGAGACCAUGGUAAAUUUUGGACGGCAAGGUCUAAACCUAGCAGCUACUGCAGCUGUCACUGCAGCGGUGAAGAGCCAAGGAGCCAUAACUGAACGUUUAAGAAGUUUCAGUAUGCAUGAUUUAACAGCUAUACAAGGUGAUGAGCCUGUGGGACAAAGACCAUAUCAGCCUUUACCAGAAGCAAAAAAGAAAAGCAAACCAACCCCCAGUGAAUCAGCAGCUUAUGGAAUUCCACUAAAAGAUGGAGGUGAAAAAACAGAUGAAGAAGCGGAUGGGCCAUAUUCAGAUGAUGAGAUGUUAACACACAAAGGGCUUCGGAGAUCACAAAGCAUGAAAUCUGUGAAAACCAUCAAAGGCCGCAAGGAGGUGCGGUAUGGUUCACUAAAAUAUAAAGUGAAGAAGAGACCACAGGUGUAUUUUUAGCCUUCUAUACUUCAGAUAUCUUAAAUAAUGCUAAUACAUCAACUUCAUUUUCUAAUAUGAUAUAUUCAGGAUUUACAUAUUAAAAUAGUUCUUGAAAUUGUGGUAGUGAUAGGAAUUACUUUCAUGAAUUUACAUAGCUUUAUUUCUUUAACAGUUACUUUCAAAUAUUGACUACAAAAGGUAGUUAUAUGCAAGACCUACUAAUAUACGUACAUCAAAAACUACAGAAAAGCAUGUUAUGCAUUUUCAUAUUCAUCAACAAUACUGAUUGCCUGGGAUAUUAGAUGAAACACAGACCCACACUAUACUUGAAAAGAUUCUUUAUGGUUCAGGAUACAUUAACUUUUGUGGUAUUAAACAUUGUGUUUACCUUUAUAUAUGUUAUCUCUAUCACAUGAGGAUAGUAAAUAAAUAGGCCUCUGAUCAGGCAAUGAUAUAACAAGGACAUAAUGUAAGAUAAUAAGGUAUAUUUUGUAUAUUCCUUUAAUUUUUACUUUUAUAAUAUUUUCUCAUUUUUCCACCAUUAAUUGAAAUUUUUUGAAACAAAUAUUUGAAAACCAGGUAUCCACGUAGCACUUUCCUGACUAGUUUUGCACACUUGAAAAAUGUUUACUUAUUUUACAACUGUACAUUACUUUAAAUUUUGUUGACACUGUAUGCUUGUUUGUCUUAUUCUGACAUGGCAAAUUUAUACCUUGAAAUUCA